Molecule: messenger RNA, 1770 nt
Organism: Candoia aspera
Lineage: Eukaryota; Metazoa; Chordata; Lepidosauria; Squamata; Candoiidae
Gene: DNPEP
Product: aspartyl aminopeptidase
Exons: 13
Coding region: 99-1244 (381 amino acids)
Biological process (GO): proteolysis
Molecular function (GO): aminopeptidase activity; zinc ion binding
Source: RefSeq, a predicted model, not a curated record
CCGAGCGGUGCGGGGUGGAGCCGAUUGCGCGCUUUCCAAGGCAGGCGUGGCCCAGGCAGCGGCGUCUCACUCGUUUAGGGGUGCAGAGCGGGUGGGCGAUGCAGACCAGCUCCAAGCAGGCGGUGCAGGCGGCGGCGCAAGAGCUACUGAAGUUUGUGAACCGCAGCCCGUCUCCUUACCAUGUGGUUGCUGAAUGUCGGAACCGCCUACUUCAGGCAGGUUUCCAGGAACUGAAAGAAACUGAACACUGGGAUAUCCAGCCUGACAGAAAGUAUUUUGUGACCCGAAACUUCUCAACGUUGGUUGCCUUUGCUGUGGGGGGACAAUUCCAGCCAGGUAAUGGGUUCACCUUGAUUGGAGCUCACACUGACAGUCCCUGUCUGCGGGUGAAACGGUCUUCAACAUGUAACCAGGAAGGUACAGUCCAGGUGGCUGUGGAAACAUAUGGAGGUGGCAUUUGGAACACCUGGUUUGACCGUGACCUCUCUGUUGCUGGAAGAGUAAUUUUCAAGGAGCUGUCUACGGGGCGGCUGGAGCAACAGCUAGUGCGGGUGGAACGGCCCAUUCUCCGCAUCCCACAUUUGGCCAUUCACCUCCAGCGCAAUGUGAAUGAGAGCUUUGGACCAAAUACUGAGCAGCACCUGGUCCCAAUUCUGGCCACAAAAGCCCAGGAGAUGCUGGAGAAGGGAGGUCCCAUCCUAGAAGCCAGUUGCAUCUCAUCUUUCCAGAAUCACCAUGCGCCAGCUCUGCUCUCCGUUCUCUGCUCUCAGCUGGAAGUGAAACCUGAGCAACUGGUGGAGAUGGAACUGUGUCUGGUAGAUACCCAGCCCCCAACACUAGGUGGUGCCUUCAAUGAAUUCAUAUUCUCCCCUCGCCUGGAUAACCUCCACAGCUGCUACUGUGCCCUGCAGGCUUUGAUUGAAUCUGCUGAUGGGCCUGGAGCUCUUACCCAAGAGCCAAAUGUGCGCCUGGUUGCCCUGUACGACAAUGAAGAGGUUGGUUCGGAAAGUGCUCAAGGGGCUGCAUCGCUCCUCACGGAGCUUAUUCUUCGUCGCAUCUCCGCUUCGCCCCAAAACCUUACAGCAUUUGAGGAAGCAAUGCCCAAAUCUUGCAUGAUCAGUGCAGAUAUGGCUCAUGCAGUGCACCCCAAUUAUGCGGACAAGCAUGAUAAGAACCACCGGCCACAGUUUCACAUGAUUCAGAAGAGGGGCGGGCUCAAGGGAGAUACUCCAUAUGGCGUAUGACUGGUGGAAAAGCACUUUCUGGAGAUUACGCUGUUGCUUUGGUGGCCUAGAUAUGGGAGAGUAUGCUAAAGGUAAUUAUUUUGAUUAUUCGAAGCUAUAUCGUACUUCCUGUUGAGCACAAAGGGGAUAGAACAAUUGUGCUCAGCCUAGAUGAAGAGAUGGGGGAGAGUUUGAGAAAAGCCCACACGUUCUAGGAAGGAAGCUCGCUUUUUAUAGAUUUUGUAUCUUACAUCAGUAAACUAUUUACAUGAACAGAUGUAUCAUUUUAAGACUUGGGAGUCUGGUGGGAAGCAUAAGUCCAGCCCUUCCUGUUAGGGUGGAACAAUUGCACAUCCCAAGAAAUUCCAGGCACAAAAAUUAAUUGGUGAAAGGUAGCAGAAAUAGCAUGAGGCUUCGCCCUUCCAGUGGCUUCUUUUUUGUCUUUGUGGGUUUAUUCCUUACCUCCAAGAACAAGGCUUGCUUUCUGUGAUGGAUGGGACAAAAUCCUCUGGUUUUCAGAGUGCGGGAUCUUCUCUUCAGUCUGGUG